This is a messenger RNA of Vigna umbellata (rice bean), 1415 nucleotides long. RefSeq names its product RNA-binding (RRM/RBD/RNP motifs) family protein. Gene Ontology annotation, molecular function: RNA binding. The record is from RefSeq and is a predicted model, not a curated record. NCBI's taxonomy places the organism in Eukaryota, Viridiplantae, Streptophyta, Magnoliopsida, Fabales, Fabaceae.
AUUUUAUAGAGAGGAACAAGGAGGAGUGUAUAGAAGAGAAAGAAGAUUGGGGUUGAGUUGAGGAUUAGGGUUAGGGUUUGAUCGCACGCAAUGGCUGGCACCGGCAUCCACCCAUACCAUCAGCAAUGGCCCCCAGCGGCCGCCGCUCCUCCUCCGCCACCUCCAGCGGCCGCAGCCGCUCCUCCUCACGCCGGCGACGAGGUUCGAACGAUAUUCAUAACCGGUCUUCCCGAGGACGUGAAAGAGAGGGAACUUCAGAAUCUGCUGAGAUGGUUACCCGGCUUUGAAGCUUCUCAGUUGAAUUUUAAAGCGGAAAAGCCAAUGGGUUUCGCUCUGUUCACAGCUCCGCACCAAGCACUCGCGGCCAAAGAUAUUCUCCAAGACAUGCUCUUCGAUCCUGACACCAAGUCCGUCCUCCACACUGAGAUGGCCAAAAAGAAUCUCUUCGUGAAAAGGGGAAUUGGAGCUGAUGCUGGUGCUUUUGAUCAAAGUAAACGAUUAAGAACGGCUGGGGAUUAUACACAUACUGCUUAUACAUCUCCAUCCCCUUUUCAUCCUCCCCCGCCACCUGUUUGGGGGCCACAUGGAUACAUGGCUCCACCACCACCUCCUCCAUAUGAUCCAUAUGCGGGCUAUCCGGUUGCACCUGUACCAAUGCCUACUCCUGCUCCCAUAGCAGCGCCUAGUAGUUAUGUUCCAGUUCAGAACACAAAAGAUAACCCUCCUUGCAACACCCUGUUUAUUGGGAACUUGGGAGAGAACAUAAAUGAGGAAGAAGUAAGGGGCCUUUUCAGUGUACAACCUGGUUUUAAGCAAAUGAAGAUUUUGAGACAGGAGAGGCAUACAGUUUGCUUCAUUGAGUUUGAAGACGUGAAUAGUGCUACCAAUGUGCACCAUAACCUGCAGGGUGCUGUUAUCCCAAGUUCUGGCUCCGUUGGCAUGCGGAUACAAUAUUCAAAAAAUCCAUUUGGAAAAAGGAAAGAUAAUAUUCCUAUUGCUGUUCCCACUGCUAAUGGAGCUCCACCAACAAUGACUUAUCAGUAGCUUGAAGGGGAUGUAAUCUGUUCUUUAUGCUCCAACAAAUAUUACCACAUAAUAGGAUGCAUCUUGCUGCUGUCACAUGCAUCCAUUGAUCAUCAAGUCAUCGCCAUUAGCAUCCUUGCUCAUGUGAAUGAAUGCACAGUGGCAUCAUAUACAUACAUUUGGCUAUGUUAUACUAAUCGGACAUGCAUUUCUUGGCAACAUGUGUUGGUUCCCAGAUUACUUUUGUAGGCUUAGAUGGUAUUAUCACCUGUAGAAUUGAUGCAUGGGUCUAAAUUUUGUUUAAAUUGUGUGCUUUAUGGUCAUAUAUACAUUCUGUGUACAUUGGCAUUAGGAAUGCUUAUUCAAACAAGCUUUUGGCUUCUAUUUUCUAA